This is a messenger RNA of Lasiodiplodia theobromae, 1221 nucleotides long. RefSeq lists its product as uncharacterized. The transcript is spliced from 2 exons. Bases 1 to 1221 code for a protein of 406 amino acids. The record is from RefSeq and is a predicted model, not a curated record. NCBI's taxonomy places the organism in Eukaryota, Fungi, Ascomycota, Dothideomycetes, Botryosphaeriales, Botryosphaeriaceae.
AUGUCGAAAAGAACCGUGUUCACGACCAUAACGCCGCUGCCCGCGGGCGUCACCCGGGACGUCGUUCUCGAAACGCUACAUAACCAUGUCGAAAUGAUCGACCUAAACCCGCUCGUCAUCGAACGUCAUGUCUGCCCGCCGCCUCGGGACGCGACGGCAGAGGAAUACCACUGCACCUGGUACUCACUCACCGACCGCGUAAGCUACCUCCCCGGCGUCAGCGGGAAAGUGCAGUACAACGCCUGCUUCCACGACCUCGCCACCGGCGUGCAAACCCACGUCUACGCGCCGCUGGGCCUCGACAUCAAAGAGAAAUGGUCCAUCGGCGGCAGCCUGCCCGGCGAGCCCGUGCAGCCGGUCGAGCUGGGCCUGGGCGUGCCCAAGCAAGGCCUCUACCUGCGCGAGGACUGCGACAUGCGCUGCAACAUCGUCAUGACCAAGUUCGUGCGCGGCACCCUGACGAAAGCACACAAGGUGCUCGUCGACCGCCUGGUCGAGAAGGCCGGGCUCGAGCAGGUCAAGGCCGACAACCAGCGCAUCUCCGUCGCGAGCAGCAGUGCCAGCGGCGUCAGCAGUAAUCCCGCCUCCCUCGUCGGCGGCUCCAACGACGUCACCACCGCCGCCGGCUUCCCGGCCUCGCCGACGCUGUCGUCAUCCGGCACCUUCAGCGACGCCGCCAGCAUCGACAACAUCCCGUCCCUCAUGAACAGCAGCAGCCAGCAGCCGCCGCACUACCACGAGCAGCCGCCCACGUACGCCGAGCUACCCAGCCUGCAGCCGUCGCUGGCAGCGCACCAGGCCCAGGCACAAGCAGCAGCACAACAACAACGUUCAUCGACACCACAGGUCCAGGACUUCGAGAAGCAAAGGCCAGCGGCGUCGGGUUCACCAGCACCAGCAGCAGCAGGCGAGCCCUUCCCGCCAUAUGCUGAUACCGACUUCGUGCCCGAGCCGCUGAAGCCGCGCAAGAUGCAGCGGCACAGCUACAUGGCCUACCAGCCCGCCGCGUACAGCAACGCGAACAACAGGCUGUCGUACGCGGCGUAUCGCCCGCCACCGCCGCAGCACGGGUACUCGGCGUACCGCCCGCAUAGUAACGUGCAGCAGCACCAGCAGCAGCAUCUCAUGCCGCAGCAGUACCCCGGUCAUGGGCGGUCGCACUCCGCGGGCGCUGUGCCGAGUGCUGCUGUUGCGCCGUCGCCUGUGGAGUUGGAGGGCUGA